This is a messenger RNA of Xenopus laevis (African clawed frog), 645 nucleotides long. RefSeq names its product mth938 domain-containing protein-like (gene aamdc.L). The record is from RefSeq and is a predicted model, not a curated record. NCBI's taxonomy places the organism in Eukaryota, Metazoa, Chordata, Amphibia, Anura, Pipidae. Bases 152 to 514 code for a protein of 120 amino acids. The transcript has 4 exons.
GAAGGGGCGUCGUGGAUGCGCCUGCCAGCCAAUGGGAGUUGCGGGUGGUUGUGAUAGAUAAGGCUGCUGGUGGAUCAUUCUUGACGCAGUUGAGUAGUAGCUGUGGAACGGUGUAGCUGCUUGUCUGCGGUGAUUGGCUCUGCACAGAGUUAUGGCUUCUCCAGAAAUAUCUCAUAUCUCAUGGGGCAGCAUGAAGGUUGGUGGGCAAGCUUAUAAGGACUGCAAGGUUUGGCCAGGAGGCAGCAGGACAUGGGACUGGAGAGAAACUGGAACAAAUCAUCAUCCUGGUGUCCAGCCGGCUGACUUAGAGGAAGUGGUGAAGAAAGGAGUGAAGACUCUUGUUAUAGGGCGGGGAAUGACCGAGUCCUUACAGGUACCUGCCGCUACCCUGGAAUAUAUCAAAACACAAGGCGUCGUUGCCCUGGUCUUCCAAACAGAGAAGGCGGUGAAGGAGUAUAACUCUUUGGCUUCACAAGGUGCCAGAGUUGGGGGAGUCUUUCAUUCAACCUGUUGAUCCAAAUAUCCCGGGAGCAGAGGAUGCUGGGUACAGAAAGGCCUUGUCUAUGGCAAUGAUGUCUGAAUUUAUAUCUGUUGCACAGAGACAAUGCCGGACUGUGAUAUUAAAAACAUCACUUGAGUCUCAAA